This is a messenger RNA of Hyalella azteca, 664 nucleotides long. Its product is annotated as beta-1,4-N-acetylgalactosaminyltransferase bre-4-like. The coding region runs from base 5 to 514 and encodes 169 amino acids. The record is from RefSeq and is a predicted model, not a curated record. Gene Ontology annotation, biological process: glycosphingolipid biosynthetic process; carbohydrate metabolic process. Lineage: Eukaryota; Metazoa; Arthropoda; Malacostraca; Amphipoda; Hyalellidae. Gene Ontology annotation, molecular function: N-acetyl-beta-glucosaminyl-derivative 4-beta-N-acetylgalactosaminyltransferase activity. The transcript is spliced from 3 exons.
UGCCAUGCUUAUGAACAUUGGGGCGCUGGAGAGCGUGAAGCUGUGGCCCUGCGAGUGCCUCAUCUUCCACGACAUCGACCUGCUGCCUGAAGACGACCGCAACUUGUACGCCUGUCGUGAGCAACCUCUGCAUCUGAGCGCAGCCUACAACACAUUCAACUACAAGCUACUAUACGAAGACUUCUUUGGUGGCGUGAACGCAAUCUCAGUGGGACACUUCCAGCGAGUGAACGGCUUCAGCAACAAGUUCUGGGGCUGGGGCGCAGAAGAUGAUGAUUUGGCCAACCGAAUUAAAUACCACGGGCUGUCCAUCUCCCGCAACCCCGCCAACAUCUCGCGCUACACUAUGAUCAGGCACGAGAAGGAGAAACCCAAUCCUCACAGGGUUGAAACGCUGCGCUCGGGCCAGAACAGCUACACCUCAGAUGGACUCAAUUCGCUGCAGUACCGCGUGCUGGACGUACAGCCGCGCCGACUGUACACCUGGAUCUACGUUGAGCUCAUGAAAGUAUAACGGCUGUCCUCAAAUGUUGAGUGGGGCCUUUUUCCUAGUAUAACUUCAUUUAUUUUUUUUAGUUGAGCAUUAAUUGUAAUUUGUUAUGAGAACAGGUCAGCUGGACAUGUCGCUGUGAUGACAUAAAUUUUGUUUCAAUAUUACGUCAUU